AUGGGCAAUAACGAAAAUAAUGCAAGAAAUAAUAUGGUGCCUCAAAAUUUUCGCGUAAAUUCCGUGCAACAACACAAUGAAGGGUUUAAAAAGCCAUGGUAUUUACAAUUAGAUAAAAAUGAUGUAACUUAUUUUUUUGAUUUAAGUGAAGAAGAAAUUAUAAAUGGAGGAAAAAGAAAAAUGGAUAUAGAUAUUAAUGAUAAUAAAAAUUUUGAUAAAGAAUUAAAAGAAAAUCCAUAUAAAAAAAUUGCUAUAGUAAAAAAGGAAUGUGAUAGAGAAAAUGAAAAUGAAAAAAAAAAAAUAGAAUCUAAUAAAAUAAAUCAGGAAAAUAAAAAAGAAAGAACUCAUGUUAAAAUAAAAGAAAUUGAUAACAAGGAAUCAUUAAUUUCAACAUAUUGCUAUUAUAGAGAAAUAAAUAAUAUAAGAAAUAAAUUGGUAACAAAUUACAAUAUUACUAAGUCAUAUAACUUAUUUUUAUACUUAAAUAUGUUUGCAAAAUAUUUAAACUGUAGUAAAAAAACUUCAGUAGAUAAAUUUCUAAGAAAUUUUAAUAAAAGAAGAUUUAACAAUAGUAAUAACAGAGGAUUAUUUAAUAAUUACAAAACUGAUAUAUAUGAAAUAGGUAUUUAUGAAAAAAAUAUUUUUACAUUUAAAUUACUAAAAAAAAACAAGAAAAUAGGAAAUAAGAUAUAUUAUGUAAGUGAAGAAUUAUUAAAUUUAGAGAUUGAUAAUUUUUUAGCAAAAUUUUAUCCUAUAAAAUAUAUAGUUAAAGAUAACCCUCUUAUAAAAAAUUAUCAGAGGCAAAUUAACCCAAAUCUUUCUAAAGAAAAACCAUUAACUUUUGGUUUAGUAUUAGACUUUGAUUAUAUUAGAGAAUGUUUUGAACAAAAUGAAGAAAGGUCUAUGGAGUUAUUAGAUUUUAUAGUUAUAUUAGAUAAAAUUUCUGAAGUUUUUAGAGAAAAUUGUUUAAUUAUUUACUUACAUAUAUCAAUAUUUAGUGAAAAUGGUAUUUUUGAAGGGAUAAAUAUAUAUAGGAAUACUUAUGAAUACUUAUUUGAAGGAUUAAAAAGUACAACAAAAUUAUUUGAAGAAAGGAAUAUAAAUUUAAUAACAAGAGUUCAUCCACUACAGUCAUAUAGAAAAAUAAUUAUAGAUUCCGAAAUGGAUAAUCCAAUGAUAAAAGAUGUGAAUAAAUUAUUUGAAAAUAAAGAAAUUGAUAAUAUUUUUUUGAUAACUAAUGAUAUAGAUGUAAUAUCAUAUUGUUAUAAAUCACGUCAUAAAAUAAAAUACAAAGAAAAAAAUAAACAAAAUGAUUACAUAAUAUCAUAUAAAAAACCUGUUAUUGUUCUUUCUUUUCUUAAUAAUUUACCAAUUAAAAAUAAUAAGAUUCAUCCCUAUUUAAAACUGGACAAGUUUUGUUAUAUAACUUUUAUUAUUAAAAGUUUAUAUCUAAGGUGUCAAGCAAAAAAUAUUGAAAAUAUUAAAAUGAAUAGUAAAGAAAAUAAAAAUUUAAUUGAAAAAUAUAUUACAAUGUAUAAUAUAAAAAAUAAAAAAUUAAAAAAAAAAAUUAAUGUCAUAUUAUUAGAUGAUAUUAUAUAUAAAAUUAAUUUUAAAAAUCAAAAUACAAUAAUAAAAGUUUCAAGUUUGCUGAAAAGGACUUUUUUACCAUUUUAUUAUCCAAUACAUUAUUAUAUAAAGGAAAAUUAA
Molecule: messenger RNA, 1707 nt
Organism: Plasmodium gallinaceum
Lineage: Eukaryota; Apicomplexa; Aconoidasida; Haemosporida; Plasmodiidae
Gene: GDV1
Product: gametocyte development protein 1, putative
Exons: 1
Coding region: 1-1707 (568 amino acids)
Source: RefSeq, a predicted model, not a curated record